CUCAGUUUGCUAGAUAACUCAAAUGAUAGUUGUGGUAAAUCGAGUGCACAACUGUACCAUUCUUUUCAUUUAUUAAGAAUCAUGUCUUACGAAUGCAGCUUGCAAGGGAUCGUUGUUGGAAAUGAGCAGAAAGAGAGAACAUUCCAGCGCUUAGUGGGUUUAUGCGGUAAUCAUUCCGUGGUAGAUCUAUUCGAACAUGAACUUGUCUUUAUACCCUCCCAUCAGACACCGAUUGGCCCGGCAAGAAACGACGAUGUUGUUUUAAGACUUCAGUCGAAGAUCACCAACGAAAAAGAAAUCAGCAUGAAAUACAGACAAUGGUUUUUAUGUAUGCAAGGAAAUUCCGAACCUCAGCGUACUAGAACUGUUACUGUCCGUCCUAUGUCUCGUGUACAAUUAUCAGGCGAUAUAUUUCGAUUCAUGAAAUCAUUGGGUUAUAGCUUCUCUUUCGAUGUGGUUCGGAAAGGAUAUACAUUUGCUUACGAUAAAGUACUGAAAAUUACCAUGACGCAACUAUAUAAGGUAAUAACAGCUAAAGGAUACCAAAAAACUCAUACUGUCAAGGGUAGCUUAGAUGGAUUUUUUCCCAUUUUUUCUUCUGCUGCAAUAGUGUAAGAAGUUGAAAGUGGAAUCAGCUCAGCCUGUAUUCUCAGACGAGGAAAUGUGGGUAAUUGAAGUAACAUCUACAGCAGUACCACAAGAACAAGUGAAUCAGAUGGCAGAACAUUUAAAUAAACUGAAAGCGUUGCUAGUGGGCGUUGUCAAUCUGGAAUAUGUAGAUACAAGAGCUUUACAAAAUAGAAUACCCUACAGUAACUGAUCAUAAUUGUAUACAGAUGGUUUGGAAACGUUUAUUUAAGCACAUAUUGAGACACUCUCGUCUAGAUACCAUCAAAAGUUUCAUUUUUAGCAAUAAACAUUAUUAUGACGAUAAAUAUACAAUCU
This is a messenger RNA of Mycotypha africana, 945 nucleotides long. RefSeq lists its product as uncharacterized. The transcript has 3 exons. The record is from RefSeq and is a predicted model, not a curated record. Gene Ontology annotation, biological process: regulation of transcription by RNA polymerase II; termination of RNA polymerase II transcription. Bases 82 to 615 code for a protein of 177 amino acids. Gene Ontology annotation, cellular component: mediator complex; core mediator complex. Gene Ontology annotation, molecular function: transcription coregulator activity. NCBI's taxonomy places the organism in Eukaryota, Fungi, Mucoromycota, Mucoromycetes, Mucorales, Mycotyphaceae.